Molecule: messenger RNA, 1113 nt
Organism: Colletotrichum spaethianum
Lineage: Eukaryota; Fungi; Ascomycota; Sordariomycetes; Glomerellales; Glomerellaceae
Exons: 2
Coding region: 1-1113 (370 amino acids)
Biological process (GO): water transport; glycerol transmembrane transport
Cellular component (GO): plasma membrane
Molecular function (GO): glycerol channel activity; water channel activity
Source: RefSeq, a predicted model, not a curated record
AUGUCUACCAGAUCCUCCAUCCACGACCCGGGCGACCCCAGCCAGCCGCUGCUUUCGCAGCAGCGGCGACACACCAGCACAUUCGGCUUUAACUUGCCCUCAUUUAAUAGCGGUCGGCGCGUGUCGCCCCUAUCGGUACGGCGCGCCUCGCUGCUGGAGGUGCAUCCUCACCACGACGACGUCGAGCCAGUGCUGCCGGCCGCCCCUGUCGCUGCUCACCAUGAGACUCGUCUGCACAAACCCCAAUGGGCGCUGAGCGACAGGCCACCCAACACGUGGGCUCAAAUCCGCCACACCUGGCGCGAGGAGUUUGCCGAGUUUUGGGGUACGUUCAUGAUCCUGCUCUUCGGCGCAGGCGUAGAGUGUGAGACGCGGUUGAAUUACCGAGGGUCCGACAUCCGCGAGAACGCUGGCGAUUUCCUGCAGUGCCGUCUGGCAUGGGCAGCAGGAGUUUCGAUGGCUGUGUGGAUGUCGGGCGGUGUUUCGGGCGGCCACUGCAAUCCGACCGUGACCGUUGUGCUGGCCUUGUUCCGCGGCUUUCCCUGGCGCAAGGUGCCGGGCUUCCUGGUCGCCCAGGUGCUUGGUGCCACCCUCGCCAGUCUCGCCGUCUACCUCAAUUACUCCACCAGCAUUGCUGCAUAUGAGGGUGGCACGUCCCGCUCGCUGGUCGGCGAGCACGCCACCGCCGGCCUGUUCUUCACCUUUCCCGCCGCCGGACUGCCCUAUGCGGGUGCCUUCUACACUGAGUUCCUCGCCUCGGCCACGCUGGUCGCAAUUGUCUUCGCGCUGGCUGACAAGAACAAUCUGUCCCCGCCUAAGGGCACCCAGCCUUUCGCAAUGUUCCUGGCCCUGCUGGCUAUUGGCUCCGCUCUGGGCAUUAACACGGGCUAUGCUAUGAACGGUGCCCGUGACACUGGCCCGCGUAUCGCGUUGGCUAUCGUCGGUUAUGGCUCCGGCGUCUUCACUCACGAUUCCUUCUACUGGCUCUGGGCGCCGUGGGUUGCCGCCAUAGCCGGCGGCGUGAUGGGCGCUAGUGUAUACGAUGCCUUCAUCUAUACUGGAAGGGAUUCGCCUUUCAACAUCCCCCGGAAAGAGUAUGACGAGGCUUUGUAA